AUUUAUAGAAAAUGAUGGUCAGGUCAGUCUAGGGGGUAUUGUGGAUGAACGCUAAAUUGUUUCCUCUUGCGGUGCGAAAUUACAGUUAAUUCGAUUUUACGUCCUGUUCGUAUCAUAGGUGUCCUAGUUGUCGCAUUCAUUUGUUCCCUGUCAUCCUCAGUGAUUGACACCGAACAUGGAUCAAAUAACACCGAAGGAGGUGAAAAUCCUCGAAACUGCCGAUGAUAUCCAGGAGAGACGAGAGCAAGUUCUCAGUAGAUAUGGUGAUUUCAAAGCUGAAGCUAGACGCAAAAGGGCUAAGCUAGAAGAUUCGAGGCGCUUCCAGUACUUCAAACGAGAUGCAGACGAGCUGGAAUCGUGGAUCUAUGAAAAACUACAAGCUGCCUCUGAUGAAAGUUACAAAGACCCAACAAAUCUUCAGGCUAAAAUUCAAAAGCAUCAAGCCUUUGAAGCUGAAGUGUCUGCUCACAGCAAUGCGAUCGUAACACUUGACAACACAGGGACAGAAAUGAUUAAUGAGAAUCACUUUGAGUCCGAAACCAUUCGUAAGAAGCUAGAUGAACUGCACCGUCUUUGGGAACUUUUGUUGUCAAAGUUAGCGGAGAAAGGAAUGAAAUUACAACAAGCUUUAGUGCUGGUCCAGUUCUUACGACAGUGCGAUGAGGUUAUGUUCUGGAUCAAUGACAAGGAAACUUUUGUGACAACCGAUGAAUUUGGGCAUGACUUGGAACAUGUUGAAGUAUUGCAACGUAAAUUUGAUGAAUUCCAAAAAGACAUGGCUUCGCAGGAGUAUCGUGUUACAGAAGUGAAUGAACUUGCUGACAAACUUGUGUUGGAAGGUCAUCCAGAACGUGACACUAUUCUGCGUCGCAAAGAGGAGCUCAUCGAGGCUUGGAGUCGUUUAAAACAACUCGCUCUGAUGAGACAAGAGAAGCUGUUUGGAGCCCAUGAGAUCCAGCGAUUCAAUCGAGAUGCCGACGAAACAGUGACUUGGAUCACUGAAAAAGAUGUUGUCCUCUCAUCAGAUGAUUUCGGUCGUGACCUUGCCACAGUUCAAACCCUUCAACGCAAACAUGAAGGAGUAGAAAGGGAUUUGGCAGCUCUUGAGGACAAAGUCUCCACUUUAGGACAAGAGGCUGAUCGUUUGUGUGGUAUCCAUGCCGAUCACAGCGAGCAGAUCCAGGCCAAACGCAGUGAAAUUCAAUCUUAUUGGGAACGUCUUACUGCAAAAUCCAAGGAGAGGCGCUCAAAACUUGAUGAAUCAUAUUAUCUGCACCGAUUCCUGGCUGAUUAUCGAGAUUUGACAUCAUGGAUCAAUGAUAUGAAAGCAAUUAUUGCAGCUGAUGAAUUGGCCAAAGAUGUUGCAGGCGCAGAAGCUUUGUUAGAGCGCCACCAGGAACACAAGGGAGAAAUUGAUGCGCGUGAAGAUAGUUUCCGAUCUACAGCUGAAUCUGGGCAGCUCUUGCUAGAACGUAACCAUUACGCAGCUGAGGAUGUGAAGGAGAAACUUGUGUGUUUGGCCUCUGAGAAAACAUCAUUGAUGCAACUGUGGGAGGAACGUCGUGUUCACUACGAGCAAUGCUACGACCUGCAAUUGUUUUACCGAGAUGCCGAACAAGCUGACACUUGGACUGCUAAACAAGAGGCUUUCUUGGCAAACACAGAUCUUGGAGACUCCUUGGAUAGUGUAGAGGCAUUGAUGAAGAAGCAUGAAGACUUUGAAAAAUCAUUGGCAGCCCAAGAAGACAAAAUCAAGGCUCUAGAUGAUUUUGCUGACAAAUUAAUUGACGGAAAUCACUACGCUGUUGAAGACGUAGAGCAUCGUCGAUCAAUGCUUUUGCAACGGCGGAAGAAACUUCUUGAUGAUGCUGCCAAGCGACGGGAGAUGCUCAGUUACUCUUUCUGUCUUCAGCAGUUUGAAAGAGAUUGCGAUGAGACAAAAGGGUGGAUUAAUGAGAAACUUAAGUUUGCUACAGAUGACAGUUAUUUGGACCCCACAAACAUAAAUGGCAAAGUUCAGAAGCAUCAGAAUUUCGAACAGGAAUUGAAUGCCAACAAAUCAAGAAUGGAAGAAAUCACCACAGCCGGCCAGAACUAUAUCAAUGCCAAGCAUUAUGCAUCAGAUCGCAUACAAGCUCGCAUGGAUGAGAUCGUCCAACUUUGGGAAACGCUAGUUGCAGCAACGGACAAAAAAGGCUCGAAACUUCAAGAAGCCUCACAACAACAGCAGUUCAACCGCACUGUGGAGGAUAUCGAACUGUGGUUGUCUGAAAUUGAAGGUCAGCUGUUGAGUGAAGAUUAUGGCAAAGAUUUAACAAGUGUGCAAAAUCUACAAAAGAAGCAUGCUCUCCUGGAAGCAGAUGUUGGUUCUCAUCAAGACAGAAUUGAGGGGAUCCGUAUCGCUGCCAAUCAGUUCAUCGAACGAGGUCAUUUCGACGCUGAUAACAUCCAUGCUAAGCAGACUGCCGUCUGCGAUAGAUAUGCAAAUCUCCAGAAGCCCAUGGCCAUUCGUAAGCAAAGGCUUCAAGAAUCGUUGCAAGUGCAACAACUUUUCAGAGACGUCGAGGAUGAAGAAGCUUGGAUCAGAGAGAAAGAGCCUAUUGCAGCCUCAACAAACAGAGGUCGAGACCUCAUUGGUGUCCAAAAUCUGAUCAAGAAACAUCAAGCUGUUUUGGCUGAAAUCCACAAUCAUGAAAGUAGAAUUGACGCUGUGAAACAAGAUGCUGAGAAAAUGAUCGCUGACAAUCACUUUGCUGCAGAUGAAAUCAAGAACAGAAUUGCCAAUCUCGACCAGCAUUGGUCUCAGCUGAAGGAUAAAGCAUUACAGCGCAAACAAGACCUUGAAGAUUCUCUCCAAGCUCAUCAGUACUUCGCUGAUGCAAAUGAAGCAGAAUCCUGGAUCAAAGAGAAAGAGCCAAUCGUUUGCAAUCAAGAUUACGGAAAAGACGAAGACUCUUCUGAAGCUUUAUUGAAGAAACAUGAGGCUUUAAUGUCUGAUUUGGAAGCUUUCGGAAACACUAUUCUCAGUCUCCGCGAGCAGGCACAAGCUUGCCGUCAACAGGAAACCCCGGUAAUUGAUGUUGCCGGAAAAGAGUAUGUGGUUGCCUUGUAUGAUUACACUGAAAAAUCUCCUCGUGAAGUAUCUAUGAAGAAAGGCGACAUACUUACUUUACUAAACUCCACAAAGAAGGACUGGUGGAAAGUUGAAGUCAACGAUCGUCAAGGAUUCAUCCCUGCAGCUUAUGUUAAGAAAAUCGAGGCUGGGCUGACUGCUUCCCAACAGAACCUUGCAGACAGCAGUUCCAUCUCUGCUCGUCAAAACCAGAUUGAAACGGAAUAUGAUCACUUACUGGCAUUGGCCCGUGAGCGUCAGAACAAGCUUAAUGAGACUGUCAAGGCUUACGUUUUAGUUCGUGAAGCUGCAGAAUUGGCUGCUUGGAUCAAGGAUAAGGAAAAUCAUGCUCCUGUUCAAGAUGUCAUUGAAACAGUUGAUCUGGAACAAGUUGAGGUAAUGCAAAAGAAAUUUGAUGAUUUCCAAACCGACCUCAAAGCGAACGAAGUUCGUCUUGCUGAAAUGAAUGAAAUCGCUAUGCAGCUCAUGUCCCUUGGCCAAACUGAAGCUGCCCUAAAAAUUCAAACUCAGUUGCAGGAUUUGAAUCAAAAAUGGACUUCUCUGCAACAAGUGACCCAAGAACGAGCCACUCAGCUUGGGUCCGCCCAUGAGGUUCAAAGAUUCCACAGGGAUGUUGAUGAAACGAAAGAUUGGAUCCAAGAAAAAGAAGAGGCUCUCAGCAACGAAGAUCUUGGUAAAGAUCUCCGCAGUGUCCAGGCAUUGCAAAGGAAGCAUGAAGGGCUAGAACGAGACUUAGCUGCAUUAGGAGACAAGAUUCGUCAACUGGAUGAAACUGCGAACAGAUUAAUGCAAACCCAUCCUGAGACUGCCGAACAAACUUACGCCAAACAAAGAGAAAUCAAUGAAGAAUGGACUCAGCUGACCGCCCGAGCCAACAGCCGAAAGGAAAAACUCCUUGAUUCAUAUGAUUUGCAGCGUUUCUUAUCUGAUUAUCGCGACUUGAUGUCAUGGAUUGGCUCCAUGAUGGGACUCGUCUCCAGCGAUGAGUUGGCAUCAGACAUAACUGGAGCUGAAGCUCUUCUCGAACGGCAUGGGAGUCUACGAGCUGAGAUUGAUGCUCAUUAUGGGCUUCCGCAGGAACAUCGAACGGAGAUUGAUGCAAGGGCUGGAACAUUCCAAGCAUUCGAAAUGUUUGGACAGCAACUUCUGCAGUCUGGCCAUUACGCAAGUGUCGAGAUCCAAGAAAAGCUGGAAAGCAUGGCUGAGGCUCGUCAAGAAUUGGAAAAAGCAUGGGUUGCCCGACACCUGCAAUUGGAUCAAUGUCUGGAACUGCAGUGGUUCAACCGUGACUGUGAAUUGGCCGAGAAUUGGAUGGCAGCUCGUGAAGCUUUCUUGGCCGCUGAUGAGGUUGAUUCAAAGGGUGACAACGUGGAAACUUUGAUCAAAAAACACGAAGAUUUCGACAAAGCUGUCAAUGCUCAUGAAGAAAAGAUUGCUGACGUACAAAGAUUUGCUGAUCGCUUGAUUGCUGCUGAGCAUUACGCUGCGGUUCCUAUCAAUGACAAGAGAGAGCAAGUGUUAGAACGUUGGCAGCAUCUCAAAGAAGCGCUCUUCAAGAAACGAUUCAAGCUUGGCGAAUCGCAGACCCUUCAGCAGUUCAGCCGUGAUGCUGAUGAAUUGGAAAAUUGGAUCGCAGAAAAAUUACAGCUGGCAACUGAAGAAAGUUACAAGGAUCCUGCCAAUAUUCAGUCAAAACACCAGAAGCACCAAGCAUUUGAAGCUGAGCUUGCUGCUAAUGCUGACCGAAUUCAAAGUGUUCUUGCUGUUGGACAGAAUCUCAUUGACAAGCACCAAUGCGCUGGAUCCGAAGAAGCUGUCCAGGCUCGACUUGGGUCCAUCGCUGAACAGUGGGAAUAUUUGACCCAAAAAACAUCGGAGAAGUCUCUCAAAUUGAAGGAAGCAAACAAGCAGAAAACGUACAUUGCUGCCGUAAAAGAUUUAGACUUCUGGCUGGGCGAAGUUGAGUCACUACUAACAUCUGAAGAUUCCGGAAAAGAUUUGGCAUCUGUCCAAAAUCUUAUCAAGAAGCAUCAGCUUAUUGAAGCUGAUAUCCAGGCUCACGAAGACCGCAUUAAAGAUAUGAAUAGUCAGGCUGACUCCCUUAUUGAAAGUGGGCAGUUCGAUACUGGCAGCAUCCAAGAAAAACGACAGUCCAUCAACGAACGUUACGAACGAAUUGCAAAUCUUGCAGCUCAUCGACAGGCACGUCUGAACGAAGCAAACACCCUUCAUCAGUUCUUCCGAGACAUUGCAGAUGAAGAGUCAUGGAUAAAGGAGAAAAAAUUAUUGGUAGGGUCUGAUGAUUAUGGCCGAGACUUAACUGGUGUUCAGAACUUGAAGAAGAAGCACAAGCGUCUCGAAGCAGAGCUUGGGUCUCAUGAACCAGCAAUCCAAGCAGUCCAAGAAGCGGGCGAAAAAUUGAUGGAUGUUUCAAAUCUAGGAGUGCCUGAAAUUGAACAGCGCCUAAAAUUACUGAACCAAGCCUGGUCUGAGCUGAAACAACUGGCUGCCACUCGUGGUCAAAAAUUGGACGAGUCUCUUACGUAUCAACAAUUCUUGGCAAAAGUUGAGGAAGAGGAAGCAUGGAUAAGUGAAAAACAACAACUUUUGAGCGUAGAGGACUACGGAGACACCAUGGCUGCUGUUCAAGGUCUUCUCAAGAAGCACGACGCAUUUGAAACUGACUUUGCUGUUCAUAGAGACCGCUGCGGAGAAAUCUCCAGCGCAGGAUCCAAACUUAUGGAAGCGGGCAAUCAUCACUCUGACAGUAUCAUUCAGCGUUGUCAACAAUUGCAGAGUAAAUUGGACAAUCUCUCCUCUUUGGCUGCCCAUCGUAAAGCCAAGUUGAUGGAUAACUCAGCCUACCUGCAGUUCAUGUGGAAGGCCGAUGUUGUAGAAUCAUGGAUCGCCGACAAAGAGUCUCAUGUUCGCUCUGAAGAAUACGGCCGAGACUUGUCCACUGUUCAAACUCUCUUAACAAAACAGGAGACAUUUGAUGCAGGUCUCCACGCAUUUGAACAUGAGGGUAUACUGAACAUCACAGCUUUGAAAGACCAGCUCAUCAGAGCGAAUCAUGAUCAGUCUCAAGCCAUUUUGAAGCGACACGCAGAUGUUAUUGCCAGAUGGCAAAAAUUAUUGGGAGAUUCUAACACACGUAAACAGCGACUUCUCCGCAUGCAAGAACAAUUCCGACAAAUCGAAGAGCUGUAUUUAACCUUUGCCAAAAAAGCAUCAGCAUUCAAUUCAUGGUUUGAAAAUGCAGAAGAAGAUCUCACAGACCCUGUGCGUUGCAAUUCCAUCGAAGAAAUCCGUGCCUUAAGAGAAGCCCAUGCUCAUUUCCAGGCAUCUUUAUCAUCUGCUCAAGCAGAUUUUGAAGCGCUAGCUGCAUUAGAUCAGCAGAUCAAAAGUUUCAAUGUUGGACCAAAUCCUUACACAUGGUUCACAAUGGAAGCUCUUGAAGAUACAUGGAAAAACUUACAAAAAAUCAUCAAGGAACGGGAUUUGGAACUCGGAAAAGAAGCUCAAAGACAAGAUGAGAAUGACAAGCUGCGGAAAGAAUUCGCAAAGCACGCCAACACCUUCCACCAAUGGUUGACAGAAACAAGAUAUCGAUUACUUGGAUGGGAUGGAACCUCAAUGAUGGAAGGCUCAGGGUCCCUAGAGCAGCAGUUGGAAGCAACCAAGAGCAAGGCCACUGAGGUGAGAUCUCGACGCUCUGAUCUAUCAAAGAUUGAAAGCUUGGGUCAGAUUCUGGAAGAACACUUAAUUCUGGACAACCGUUACACGGAACAUAGUACAGUAGGUCUAGCGCAACAAUGGGAUCAGUUGGAUCAACUGGGCAUGCGAAUGCAGCACAACCUGGAGCAGCAAAUCCAAGCCCGUAAUCAAUCGGGUGUCAGUGAAGACGCACUGAAAGAAUUCUCGAUGAUGUUCAAACACUUUGACAAAGAUAAAUCGGGCAAAUUGGAUCAAAAAGAGUUUAAAUCGUGUCUUCGAGCCCUCGGAUAUGACCUACCUAUGGUUGAAGAAGGACAGCCAGAUCCUGAAUUUGAAGAAAUUCUCGAUGCUGUCGAUCCGAAUAGGGAUGGAUAUGUGUCCUUGCAGGAAUACAUGGCAUUUAUGAUCAGCAAAGAAACUGAAAAUGUGCAAAGUUCAGAAGAAAUUGAAAAUGCUUUCCGUGCAAUCACUGCAUCUGACAGGCCUUAUGUUACCAAAGAGGAACUAUACGCUAACUUAACCAAAGAGAUGGCAGAUUAUUGCGUAGCGCGUAUGAAGCCAUAUGUGGAUCAAAAAACAGAAAGGCCAAUCGCUGGUGCCCUCGAUUACAUUGAGUUUACAAGAACUCUCUUCCAAAAUUAAUCAACUCGCCACUCUUCCCUGCUUGUUCAAAUAUAAUCGUAGCUUUACUUGCUCUUUAGCUUUCAUUAGUUUUAUUGGAUGCCUAAGGAUCCCAAGUCAUAUUUUAAAUCCAAAUGAUUUUUUAAGUCCGAGUUUUUCAUCAACCAAUAAUUUAUCAACUUUUUACAGUUAUUUCGUAAAAUUUAUGUAAAAGGUGCUAUAGACUGUUCUUCAUUCGAUUUUUAUUGCUAAAAUUUUCAAAACCAUUCCUCUGUAAAAUCGAUCUUCAAAUAUUUUUUGAAAAAAUAUUUGAACCAUGUCUGGAUUCCACAAUUUAACAUCCUUCUCUUCUAUAAAGUUAACUGCUUUGCUUGUAAAGUUCUUCUCAUUCGUUUUAUCCCUCCUAUGGAUGAUAAUUGGAAGAACAUAUGUUCCUGUACUUAGUGUGCAUCACAGUUUUAUGUAAGCAUUAUCAUUGAAACAAAACAUUUUGCAGCUUUUAAGUUUAAACUUUAAUGCCUAUGGUUUUAUUGCUGUAUGCAUCAGUUUUUUGACAGUAAUUUGUCAAUGUUAAAUUUACUUAGUAAUUGCAUAUUCCUAUUUGCACAGAGAUUUAUCUUGCGAGGCCACACGAAAGGUGGAAAUGCACCUGCAAGUGUAAUUCUCACCUAAAGGCCUCACACUCACUCGAUGUAAGAUGACUGGUGGAAAGCUCCUCCUGUCAGCUAGCUAAUAAGAAUUUUAUGAUGACUCAGUAAAUGAAUCAAGAAUGAAGGCUUAAGCAUUUCUUAGCUUCUUUUAAUGUAAGAUUAGAGUAUUUAUUUAUUUAUUUAUGUUAUUUAUAUUUUAUUUAUGUGUGAAUAUUUUUAUUGCCCAGUUGAGAAUUUGACAGCAAUGAUCACCGUCAUUUGAAUCGCAAAAAUUGAAAUUUUCCUGUCUUCAAGAAUCUCAAUUAAAAAUUUAUUCCAGAAACAUUCAGCAAGUUUUUGUCGUACCUAUCCUUAACAUCUUCCUCAUCGGUUCGAUUAUUUUAUGAAUGAUCCAUAAUGAAGUGCACAGGGAUAUUUUGAUUUUCGCAAUGACAUUUUUUUAAAGAUGAGGAAAUCAAGUUGUUUCUCCAAUCAAACUCCUUGAUUUCAAGACCUAAUGAAGGUAUGGCAGUGAUUUUAUGUGGGUAUACUUUUAAAAGUGAAAAAUAUCAUUUAUUUCAAAGAUUAUGAUUCAGUUUCAUCAAUAUCAGUUAGUACCCACACUUCUCAUUCUAGGAUCAAUCAAUAAACUAUCAAUAAAAGAAAGACGUAAUGCAAGGAAGUAUUGAAAUUUUAAAGAAAAUAAUAAUGAGUACUUUAUAAACCAAAUCCCCUUCCUUAUCUGUGAACAGUGUUUUAUAAGAGAUGCUUAUUUUAUGCUUUUGAAUAUCGACAUUGACACCACAUUAAUUAAAAUCACCCAGUUUUGAAUUUGAUCAGUGGGUGCUGCCUGGUGACUCUAAUCAACCAAUGCUAUUGAUUUUAUUCUGGAUCAGCUUCUCGUUACGAUUGUUGGUAGGGAAAUUUUUGAAAGCAAUUCUCUCAACAAAAUACUAAGUCAAAUUGUGCCCCAAAUCCACCUGUAAUCUAUUGUGUUUAAGUUAUUUUUGCUUCUUUCAAAUUAUUUAUUUUUUUGUGGUUUAAAAUUCUACAUUCUCUGAAAUCAAAUAAACUUACUUCAUAAAA
Molecule: messenger RNA, 9186 nt
Organism: Bemisia tabaci
Lineage: Eukaryota; Metazoa; Arthropoda; Insecta; Hemiptera; Aleyrodidae
Source: RefSeq, a predicted model, not a curated record